This is a messenger RNA of Cryptomeria japonica (Japanese cedar), 1315 nucleotides long. RefSeq names its product probable 2-oxoglutarate-dependent dioxygenase AOP1. The transcript is spliced from 2 exons. Gene Ontology annotation, molecular function: dioxygenase activity; indole-3-acetaldehyde oxidase activity. Gene Ontology annotation, biological process: auxin catabolic process. Bases 155 to 1093 code for a protein of 312 amino acids. NCBI's taxonomy places the organism in Eukaryota, Viridiplantae, Streptophyta, Pinopsida, Cupressales, Cupressaceae. The record is from RefSeq and is a predicted model, not a curated record.
UACGUCGAGUUUGCUUGGCGGCCAAGUUUGGGAUAGAGAUAUAAAAUCACUGGCUGUCGACUGUGAGGAUGUCCAUUUGUAUUGAAUAAAGCCUGACAAAUCCACCACAAUAUUGUUUGAGAGUAGUUCUGUCUUCCUCUCUCUUAAACUCAUCAUGAUCUCCUCGUUACAAUCUCCUCUUGAAGAUGGUCUACCUGUGAUUGACAUUUCACAUUUUCCCAAGGAAAUUGAGGGAGACCGUCUUCAAUAUCAUCCCGAGGUUGUCAAACUUGGAAAAUGUGAAGAAUGGGGGAUUUUCAGGUUAGUGAAUCAUGGAGUUCCGCAAGAUCUUCGGCAAAAGGUUUUGUCUGUUAGCCAGGAUUUGCUGUCGAUGCCUAUGGAGCUUAAAGACAGCGUCACAACUUCUAGUCCCGGAAGGAGUUACAGUCAUACCCCCGGGGUUCCGAUUACUUUUGAAUCAUUUGGCUUGGUCGACAUGCCCAAUCCAGAUUCAAUCCUUGAAUUGUCUCGAAAGAUAUGGCCGGAUGAAGGAAACUCAAACUUCUGUGAAGCGAUAGGUGCAUUCAGUUUACUUCUGUCAGAUCUUGCACAGAGGAUUACCAAACUCGUUCUUGUGAGCCUGGGUUUGGACGCUGAAGCUUUCUACCACUCUGAUUUCGAAAAAUGUACAGCCUGGUUGAAGAUAAACGGCUUCUCAUCUCAGGGAAAAUCUAUUGGAGAGGAGGGUCUGAUUGCUCAUGCAGAUCGAGGUUGGCUGACAAUCCUUCACAAUGAUGAAGAGGAAGGGCUUGAGGUACUAUCGAAAGAAGGGAAGUGGGUCAAUGUCAAGCCUUCACAAAACUCCCUUAUUGUCAACUUAGGGAUAAGCCUCAAGGCAUGGACCAAUGGUAGAUAUAGGUGUGCAGUUCACCGCGUGAUUUGUAAAGGCUGGGAGAAACGUUUAUCGGUUCCCCUUUUUUAUAGCUUUGCACGCGAUGCCCAUGUCUUGGCUCCAGAGGUGCUUGUGAGCGAAGACAAUCCACGACGAUAUAAGCCUUUUACUUUAAAUGACUUGCAGUCUGAAGAAUUGCGGAAAGAAUUAGAGGAAUCAUAGAGCAGAUAAGAGAAGAAUUAGGUGGCAUAUAGUGUGGUCACCACACCAAGGAGGUACAGUUGUCGCAGCUCUAGUGUCUUCAAAAUAAUUCAUACAAAUUUUAACAUUUGGAAAGAUCUGUUAUAGUUGGUUCAUUUUAUUAGUUGAAUGUCGUUUAGUAAUAUAAUGGUGAAAUGAGUGAUUUGUGAUGUUAUGUUUUUAAUGACAAAUUUGUUUCUUUUA